This is a messenger RNA of Punctularia strigosozonata HHB-11173 SS5, 2275 nucleotides long. RefSeq lists its product as uncharacterized. The coding region runs from base 4 to 2178 and encodes 724 amino acids. Gene Ontology annotation, cellular component: nucleus. NCBI's taxonomy places the organism in Eukaryota, Fungi, Basidiomycota, Agaricomycetes, Corticiales, Punctulariaceae. Gene Ontology annotation, molecular function: RNA polymerase binding; transcription coregulator activity. The record is from RefSeq and is a predicted model, not a curated record. The transcript has 9 exons.
GCCAUGGGCUUGCCUCCUUUACCUCCAGGUUGGGCGGAAUUCAUAAGUCCAAGCGGAUUGCCGUACUACUAUAAUGCAAUUACCAAGGAAUCAACUUAUCAGCGACCGAUGCCCAACUUUGCCAUGGCAGCACAAAUACAUGCUCAGCAGGCCGCGGUUAAAAAGAAGGAGAAACCACUAGUGAAGACGCCAAUACCUGGCACGGAAUGGAUUCGAGUGAUCACUACCGAGGGGAAUACGUUUUACACACACAAAGAGAAGAAGCAGAGCGUGUGGACCGUACCAACAGAGAUCAAGGACGCGGUAAAGCAGCUUGAGAUGCAGGAGGCGGAGAAGAAGGCAGAGGAACAUCGGGAAAAGCAGCGACGGGCAGAGGAGGAAGUUGCUAUGGCAGAUGCAGAGCGGCUGGCAGAGGUGGAGAGGAUCAAGGACGAAGUGGAGAGUAUGGUCAAGAAGCGUGCGAGUGAGGACGUGCCCAUGGAUGAAGUCCUCGUUGCCAAGAAGCCGCGAAUAGAGGACGUGAACGACGGCGAAGAGGACGACGAGGACGAGAGUGAAGAAGAGGACUGGCAGCGGGAGGCAGCCGUACAGCUAGCUGCGGAAGCUGAGGCAGAGUUGCAGAGGCAGCAGGAGGAGAAACAGGCCGAGGAGGAAGAACGAAAAAGGGAGGAGGAAGCUCAAAAACAAAUCAAUAUGCCCGCUCGUGUUGACAUCUCUAUCGAAGAGGGCAAAGCCUUGUUCAAGACUCUAUUGCGAGAAAAAGACAUCAAUCCGCUUUUGCCAUGGGACACGUCCCUGCCUCUCUUUGUCACAGAUCCUCGCUAUGUGCUCCUUCCCAAUGUCAACGCCCGUAAAGAAGCGUUCGACGAGUACUGUCGGGAUCGCGCUCGGGAGCUUAAAGAACAGAAAGUCAGAGAACAGAAAGAAGCUGCCAAUCCGAAAGAAGCCUUUGAAAGGUUACUGAAGGAGGAGGUAAAAAGUACUCGGACAAGUUGGACCGAUUGGCGACGUCAAUGGAAGAAGGACCGACGAUUCUACAACUGGGGAAGAGAUGACCGAGAGCGUGAGAAACGGUUCAGGGACUACCUGAAAGAACUAGGCGAGAAGAAACGAGUAGAGGCUCAGAAAGCCGAGACCAAUUUCUUCGCGUUGCUCAAAGAAAGUGGUUUAGCUACUCCAGGCGCCGUCUGGAAAGAAGUGAAACAAAAUAUUCACAAGGAUCCUCGGUACGACGCGGUUGGGUCAUCCUCGCUGCGCGAGGAGUUGUUCAAUACUUUCCUCAAGGCACGCGGCGCUGAAAAGCUCGCCCAAUCUAUUCCCGCCCCUUCCAAUGAAGCCAUGAAAGAGAUCGACGAGAUGAUUGACGGGAUUGAUCAAGAGACGAAACGGAAGGAAAAGAAAGAACGAGCUGUUCGGGAACGUGAGCAGAAAGUGAAGGCGGACCUCACUCGUGUAGAGGCAGAUAUCGGACGAUCACGAAUGGGGGCUGAUAGAGAAGAAGGCGAGCGGGAGUACAGGACGAUGCUCAUUGACGCUAUACGCGACCCACAGAUGAGUUGGGAUAAUGCCGUCGAACAGCUGAAAGUGGACCCGAGAUUUGUCCGCUCGCCACUCGCCAUCAAUCAGCAGAUUCGCCUAUAUCAAGCCCACGUCGACCAGCUCCGCGCCAAACAUCUGAAAUCCCUGCACACGCUAUUUGAGUCGUACGCACCUUCGCUGGUCACGCGUUUCUCGGAGUUGCCGCUCUCGUCCCUCAUGUCCUCCUUGCCGGUCACGAAGCUUGGGCUGCGUGAACGUGGCUUGGAGGAGGAGUUCGACCGAUGGCAAAGAGAACGGAACCAUGAUGCACGUGUGGCGUUCGACGAGAUGCUCGGAGAGAACUCGUUUGUUGAGUUCUGGGGACGGUUGAAUAAGAUGACGGAAGAAAAGGUCAGCCAAGGCGUCAAAUUCGAGGAUGAAGAGGACGAGGAAGCCGAUGGGGAAGGCGGCGGUGGGCGUGCAGACAUCAAGACUCUGGCGAAAAGCAUAGACCUGAAGGAGAUCACCAAGGUGGUCAAGAACGACAAACGGUACAUUGUGUUCGACCACGUUCCAGAGCAGCGGGAAGCCUGGAUUCGCGACUACCUAUCGAGGCUACAUGCGCCGGGCCUCUCGGUGCACAUUGCGGCGAGAGAGUAGAAGGAGUGAGGGCCUGUACCUACAGCGAGCGAGAGAAUGGAUGCGGCAGCCUUCGCAUGAUGCUGCGCAGGUGGCAUUGUGAGCGAGAGCGCAGCCC